AAGCAAGCAAGAUGGCCACUACAUUAUCAAGCGUCACGAUCCUGAGCCCGGUCAGCGCCGACGCGUACUUCCGCACGGACCUCGGCUUGUUGGUCGCGCAGCCGAGCGGCAUGUGCUGGAACCCUUUCUUACCGUUUAUUAUCAUCCCGGAAGGCUAUAACGCUUUGGUAACAAGGUGCGGCGCGGAGAUCCCGGACGGCGACGGCAAGAUCGUCCACAAGCCGGGGGUGCAAUGUGCGGAUCCGUUCACUACGGUCAGUCACCUGGUUACUCGUAAUCAUUGUGUGUGGAACGCGCCGAUCAAGGGCUGCAAGACGCUGGAUAACGUGCAAAUCACGAUUGAUAUCUCGGUCAUUUUUAGGAUCGUGAACGGGGAGCAGGGCAAUGGCGUUCGAUUCUUCGUCCAUGAAGUGACGCCGGGUGGUCUGGAGCAACAGUUGAAAGACUCCGUAGCGCAAGAAUUGAGAGCGUUAGCGCGUAGUAUGCGCCACACCGAGGUCUACGCUUGCAGGACGGGCGCUCCCGCGCAAGUCGCGAGGACUGUGGAUGACGACGACGAUGAGGAGGACGAAAAGGGCCCGGGCAUGACUUUUAAAGAAGCGGAGGCUAGUCGUGCGAGGGGCGAGGACCGCCACGCCCAGAAGGGUAUCGACGUCACGGAAGCGAUGAAGAUCAAGGUCAACCAAACUUUAGAUAGCUGCGUGGAGAUCGUCGAUAUUAGUAUCACGGAUGUGGGGCUACCGUCGUCGAUCGCGCAGCAGAUGACCGCGCGGACGAUGGUCCGAAGUAAGCAGGCCUACGAGGUCAUGGAGCAGAAGUUCGCCAUGUUGGAGAUCAAGUGCGAGAACGAGGUCGAGCAGUUGAAGCUGCAGAACGACGAGAAGGAGUCGAAGCAGAAGGCCGUCGGUGCGAAGGAAGUCCAGGACCUCAAGGAAGAUUUAGCGAUAAAAAGAGCCAAACAUCGGCGGCAGCUCGCCGAGUUCAACGAGCACACGACGUCCGAAUGUCACAAGAUCGAGGCUGAUACCAAAGAACAAGCUAAUAGUCUGGCUCUGGAGAAGGCGCGCGUGUUGGAUACGUUGCGGUUAUCGGCGCAAGAGGAAGCGGCUCUAGCUGAGGCGCAGGCCGAGGCCGAAGUGCAGCGGUUUCGGGCGAAGACCGAAGCGACCGUCGCUCAUAACAGGGCCGAAGCGGCGACGACCGUAGCUCAGGCCGAGAAAAAUGCGAAUGCCGCGCUCAAGAAGAAGCGCGAAUUAGAUAUAGAUGAGAAGAGGCUCGACGUCUACCAGGCGCUGGCGUCGAACAAACAGGUGGUCGUCACGGACGCGACCGACGCGGAGUCGGCUCGGUUACUCGUGUCCGAUGCCGUCUUGCAGCAGCACGGCGGCCAGCAGUCGUCGGAGGCGGCGCUCGUCGCGAAGAUGAACGUGCUGCGCGUGGCGUCGAACGCAUUAGGAAUGCGGUCGGAGUGGGACCAGUCGAAGUUGGACGGCGUGCGGCCGCAGACGAUGGGGCGAUAGAUUUCUUCCUUUUAAGUCCCUUUCUGUUC
Pelagomonas calceolata is the source of this 1549-nucleotide messenger RNA. Lineage: Eukaryota; Pelagophyceae; Pelagomonadales; Pelagomonadaceae. The record is from the annotation of a GenBank genome assembly.